GGAUGAGGGUGCGGCGCAGCAGGCGGCCGCGCUGGUCCACGCCGUGCACGCUGGCCGAGAUGACGCACAUCAACUGGUCUGGCAGCGGGAUGCUUGUGUACUGGGACCACCAGCGGUUCACCACCAGAGUCACAUAGAAACCUGGGCUGGGCUGGCUUUUGAGUGGCAAAACUGCCAUCCAUGCUGACCCCACAGCUCGUGCAGGCGACGCCAUGUCCUUCGAACCAGGAUGAUGGAUGGCCAUCCUGUGCUCCAGUACCAGGGAUUCAACUCAGGACCUUACGCUUGUGAGGUGGGCACAGUGGCACUGAGCUAAAUCCCCGGCUGCCAUGUCAUCCUUGCACAGAAUCCUCACUACAUGUGGGCGUAAUCAUGGCUGCCGCAAAAAUCAGGCUCCAGAAGCGUAUGCCCCGAAGACUGGAGAAUGAAAGGAUCCCGGUUAGCACGACACGCAGUCACAAGGGCGGAGAAGGUAGAGAACGGAGAUCGCUUGGCUUCCCCGGCUAGGUUGCACCUACGUGAUGACUAGUACUAUGGUGGUGCCUUUAAAACGCGAGCAGGAGGCGGGGCCUCAGAGUGCGUCAGGUCGGAGGAGGUGCUUCUGGGUGACGUCAGGGCCUCCAAGGGGCGUUGCUUCGCUCUGACUCGUCUCCAGGGAGGGGGCGGUGCUCUCGGUGAGGAGACGCGGCUAGGGGGAGGCGUUCAUUGAUAAAAACGCCGGGCUCCCUCGGGCUCCAGCGCAGCGUAGCAAAACCAGGCAGCGCCACGCGCGGCCAGGGCCGGGCGGAACCAAGGAGCCGCCGGGCCAGCGCUGCGACGCGCCGCCUGCAUGGAGCCCGCUGCGGGCUUCCUGUCUCCGCGUGCCUUCCCGCGUGCGGCCGUCCCGCCUGCGCCCCCGGCUGGCCCCGGGCCGCCUCCGAGUGCCCUGCCCAGACCUGAGGUGGAGACGCUGGCUGGACCACCGGCGCGAAAUCCCGGGCGCCUCAUCACUGACCCGCUCAGCGGUCGCACCUACUUCAAAGGCCGCUUGUUGGGCAAGGGAGGGUUUGCCCGCUGCUACGAGGCUACUGACACCGAGACUGGCAGCGCCUACGCGGUCAAAGUCAUCCCGCAGAGCCGCGUCUCCAAGCCGCAUCAACGCGAGAAGAUCCUCAACGAGAUUGAGCUGCACCGAGACCUACAGCAUCGCCAUAUCGUUCGUUUUUCACACCACUUUGAGGAUGCUGACAACAUAUACAUUUUCCUGGAGCUCUGCAGCCGAAAGUCCCUGGCCCACAUCUGGAAGGCCCGGCAUACUCUGUUGGAACCAGAGGUUCGUUACUACCUGCGGCAGAUCCUUUCUGGCCUCAAGUACUUGCACCAGCGGGGCAUCUUGCACCGGGACCUUAAGCUGGGAAAUUUUUUCAUCACCGAGAACAUGGAACUGAAGGUGGGGGAUUUUGGGCUCGCAGCUCGGUUAGAGCCCCUGGAGCAGAGGAAGAAGACCAUCUGUGGCACCCCCAACUAUGUGGCUCCAGAAGUGCUGCUGAGACAGGGCCAUGGCCCCGAGGCAGAUGUGUGGUCACUGGGCUGUGUCAUGUACACUCUGCUCUGUGGGAGCCCCCCCUUUGAGACAGCAGACCUGAAGGAAACCUACCGCUGCAUCAAGCAGGUCCAUUACACGCUGCCUGCCAGCCUCUCACUGCCAGCCCGGCAGCUCCUGGCUGCCAUCCUCCGAGCCUUGCCCCGAGACCGCCCCUCUAUUGACCAGAUCCUGCGCCAUGACUUCUUUGCUAAGGGCUACACCCCGGACCGGCUCCCUGUCAGCAGCUGUGUGACAGUCCCCGACCUGACACCCCCUAAUCCAGCAAGGAGUCUGUUUGCCAAAGUUACUAAGAGCCUUUUUGGCAGGAAGAAGAAGAAUAAGAACCAUCCUGAGGAGAAGGAGGAGGUGUCCUGCUUGGUGAAUGGGCUCAUGCGCACAUCCCUUGGCCAUCAGGACACCAGGCCGGAGGUACCAGCAGCUUCUGGUCCAACCCCUGUGAGCCUGGUAGAGACAGCAGCUGAAGAUAGCUCACCCCGUGGGACGCUGGCGAGCAGUGGAGAUGGUUUUGAAGAAGGCCUGACUGUGGCCACAGUGGUAGAGUCAGCCCUCUGUGCUCUGAGAAACUGUGUGGCCUUCAUGCCCCCAGCGGAACAGAACCCUGCCCCACUGGCACAGCCAGAGCCUCUGGUGUGGGUCAGCAAAUGGGUUGACUACUCUAACAAAUUUGGCUUCGGGUAUCAACUGUCCAGCCGCCGCGUAGCCGUGCUCUUCAAUGAUGGCACACACAUGGCCUUGUCAGCCAACAGAAAGACGGUGCACUACAACCCCACCAGCACAAAACACUUCUCCUUCUCCGUGGGUGCUGUGCCCCGGGCUCUGCAGCCUCAGCUGGGCAUCCUGCGGUAUUUUGUCUCUUACAUGGAGCAGCACCUCAUGAAGGGUGGAGAUCUGCCCAGUGUAGAAGAAGUAGAGGUGCCUGUCCCACCUUUGCUGCUGCAGUGGGUCAAGACCGAUCAGGCACUGCUGAUGAUGUUCAGUGAUGGCACUGUCCAGGUGAACUUCUAUGAGGACCACACCAAGCUGAUCCUCAGUGGCUGGGAGCCCCUCCUUGUGACUUUUGUGGCCCGAAAUCGCAGUGCUUGUACUUACCUCGCUUCCCAUCUCCGGCAGCUGGGCUGCUCCCCAGACCUGCGACAGCGACUCCGCUAUGCUCUGCGCCUGCUCCGGGACCGAAGUCCAGCCUAGGCCCCACCCUAUAGUGUGGCUGUAUCCCGAGCCCUGAGGCCUGUGCCUAUUAAGGUUCUACUCCUUGCCUUUGUGGCCCUCCCUUUCCUUUUGGUGCCUCACUGGGGGGCUCUGGGCUGAAUCCCCCAGGGAAUCAGGGACCAGCUUUACUAGAGUUGGGGUUGGCCUAUCCUUGCUGUUUCUUACCCCCUCUCCGAGAUAAGCCUGAGCCUUAGUCCCCAGCUAGGGGGCAUUAUUUAUGGACCACUUUUAUUUAUCGACAGACAUUUAUUUAUUGGGAUGUGAGCCCCAGGGGGGAUCUCCUGGAAUAAUAAAUCAUUUUGCAGAA
Molecule: messenger RNA, 3098 nt
Organism: Heterocephalus glaber (naked mole-rat)
Lineage: Eukaryota; Metazoa; Chordata; Mammalia; Rodentia; Bathyergidae
Gene: Plk3
Product: polo like kinase 3
Biological process (GO): protein phosphorylation; mitotic spindle organization; DNA damage response
Cellular component (GO): cytoplasm; kinetochore; nucleus
Molecular function (GO): protein binding; protein serine/threonine kinase activity; ATP binding
Source: RefSeq, a predicted model, not a curated record